CAGUAGGCCUACUCAAAAUUGUAGGGAGAAAUUAUGCUAAGCUAAUUGGCUCAAGCUUCGUUCUAAUACAUUGAUUUCAAUCUUGUCUGAAAAAGUGAGCAAAUGGGUACCGGUACAUAUAUUAUAACUGUCACACAAUCAGUACCCAAGUAUUCCCUCUGCAAAAUCCACUCAUCCAAUUGUAAAAGCAGACUGGAAUGAAUAUUUAAAAAAUAAUGGUAAGUCCUUCAUUGACCUCUAAUAUUCACAUAAUUUUCUUCAGAUUGAAUGGAGAUGUGCAGAGAAAGGAGAUGGACUGCAGCUUUUUGUUGAUGAUGCCAAGGUCCCAGUCACAGUUGGUGUGGUGCACAUGGGUGAGAGGGACUUUGCUGUGCGCUGUGUGUCAGUGAGUCGUUGUGCGGCGGUGUACGCCGGUGGUCUCCAUGUGGUGGUGUGGAGGGAAGCCCACAAUCAGCUGGCGGCCAUGGUGGAGGUUCCUCAGACUUUCUACAACCGCACUGUGGGCCUCAUGGGUCAGUGGAGCUCCAACCGCUCCGACGAUUUCCUCAUGUCCGACGGCAGGCUUGUCCCCUCACUGGACCUCAACCCCCCUUCAGAGGCCAAGCUGCAUGACUUCGGCGUGUCCUGGGCAGUUCCCGUCCCAGAGAGCCUGCUGUUCUCUCCACCUCCACAUGCUCCACUGCAGCCUGCCUCCUCUCAGCAGCUCCUGGAGAGCCUCAGUCCUACGGAGGUGAGGGAGCUGAGGAGAACCUGUAAAGGCAGCAUGCAGUGCGUCCACGACACCAUAGCAACCGGCAGCUCUGACCUGGGUCAGCGCACUCUGGCUGCCAAGAACCAAUAUCAAAAUCUGGCUCUCGUAUACGGUAACAUGCCUCCCAUAGUGACGGAGCCCACAGUGAUUGGCUGUAAGGUCAACUCCACUGUCAACGUUCAGUUUGUUGCUCAGGACCCGAAUGGAGACCCCAUCACCUACUCACUGCUCCACCCCAGGCCUCCCCGGACCUCCAUUGGCAGCAGGGACGGCUUCCUGACCUGGAUGCCCCUCACCACACAGCCAGUCCAGCUGACCAUCAGAGUCAGUGACGGGCUCUCCAGCUCCCUGUUCACCCCCAUCCUGCACGUUUGCAACUGCCUCAACGGAGGGACCUGCCAGUAUGAGAGUGUCACUGAAAACCUCCAGCAGGGGACUUUUCAGGUGGUGGGGUGCCUGUGCCCAAAGGGGUUCAGUGGGAAGUUCUGUGAGAAAACUGCAGACGUAUGUAAAGGCAAACCCUGUUUCCGAGGCGUUCAAUGUCAGUCAGAGACAGAGCCCGGACAGUUUACCUGUGGAGAGUGUCCCAAAAAUGCUGUCUCUGGAGGAAAACAGGGAUACAAGUGCUUUGAGCAUGACAUGUGCAGCCCUCCUUUCCCCUUCCCCUGCCACAAAGAUGCCGACUGCCUCAGCACCAAACAGAACUUCACCUGCACAUGUAAGCCUGGCUUUACGGGAGACGGACGCAACUGCACAGAUGUAGAUGAGUGUGCAGAGCUGGCCACCUGCCCCAAUGCUAAGUUUGAGUGUAAGAACACGCCGGGUUCUGUCGAGUGCUUCUGUCGAUACAAGAAGACCAGGGACACUGAUGGAUGUGGUGACCUUGCAAAUCCUCCAGGGGGAAAUGUGUUCAACGUCUCUGUGGGCUGGGUGCCGAACAGAUCUGAUGGACUCAAACAGCUGGUGGACAUUCUGUCCAUGGGUUUCCAGAACAAAUUCUACAACGCCAGCAAGAAGGAUCCAGUGCAGGGCUCCCCGCCAGGUGUGGCAGAGUAUCGUAUCAACAUGUCCAGUGACACGCCACACUGGUACAUCAGAGACUACAUGGCCAGAGUCAGCAGCCACUAUAACAUGAGAGGCAUAGAGGUUGAUG
This is a messenger RNA of Notothenia coriiceps (black rockcod), 1904 nucleotides long. Its product is annotated as mucin-like protein. The transcript is spliced from 11 exons. Gene Ontology annotation, molecular function: calcium ion binding; ErbB-2 class receptor binding. The annotation marks the transcript as partial. The record is from RefSeq and is a predicted model, not a curated record. Lineage: Eukaryota; Metazoa; Chordata; Actinopteri; Perciformes; Nototheniidae.